Messenger RNA from Perkinsus marinus ATCC 50983, 597 nucleotides. RefSeq lists its product as hypothetical. The transcript has 4 exons. The record is from RefSeq and is a predicted model, not a curated record. The coding region runs from base 1 to 597 and encodes 198 amino acids. NCBI's taxonomy places the organism in Eukaryota, Perkinsozoa, Perkinsida, Perkinsidae.
AUGUCGGUCAUCCUCGGUGGGAAGUGGGCAGAUUUGAAGGUUGAGAACGAUCGUCUCAGAGACGGGAUCGCUGCCGCAAGUCGAAGAUGCGCAGAACUGGAGCGAGAGUUGGCAGAGGCCCGCUCCGAUAAGUCAAGCUUGUCGGCUCAAGUAGAAGCUCGAACCACCGAGGUUGAGGAGAAGGAAAAUGCGCUACAUGAGAUGAGUGAGGCCCAUAGGAGCAUCACAGAUCGACUAGAAAGAACAACCCAUGAGCUGCACGACUUGAAGGCCGAAUGCCAGGAGUUGAAAAGUUUGAUCAUGAACAAGGAUCGCGAGCUUGGGGAACUACACGAGGUGAAAUCUCACAGUGACGAAGUUGCUGAGAAGCUAGCAAGAGAUCUCGCUGCUCGAGAUGAGCAGGUUGCCCAGCUCACCGACAGCUUGGAAGCUCAGAAGUUCCCUGAGGCCGAGUCAUUCGAACGUAUUCUCGAUAUUCAGAAAACAUUCGAGAAGGCGAGCAAAGACUCUGAGAUAUUAAGGAAGUUGAACCAGCAGAAGGAUGUGAAAAUCGCCACGUUGACGAAGGAGAAGUCCCGACUGAUUGAACGACUGUAG